Molecule: messenger RNA, 1386 nt
Organism: Kogia breviceps (pygmy sperm whale)
Lineage: Eukaryota; Metazoa; Chordata; Mammalia; Artiodactyla; Physeteridae
Gene: STAP2
Product: signal transducing adaptor family member 2
Molecular function (GO): signaling adaptor activity
Source: RefSeq, a predicted model, not a curated record
UGGGGCACCCACUGGAGGGAGAAGCCAGGCCAAAGACCCGGGCCCGCCAUGGCCUUGGCCCUGAGGCCACCCCGGAUUCCCAAGCCCAAGAGCAGCCUGCUCUCACACUACCACGAGAGCUUCCUGGAGAAGAAGGGACCCCGAGACCAGGAUUACAAGAAGUUCUGGGCAGGCCUCCAGGGCCUGACUCUCUAUUUCUACAAUAGCAAUCGGGACUCCCAGCAUGUGGAGAAGCUAGACCUAGGACUAUUUGUGAAGCUCACAGAUGAAGCUCCCUGGGAGAGCUCCGAUGACCCUGGCACCCACUUUUGCUUGGUCCUUCAGAACCAGGAGAUCAAGUUCAAGGUAGAGAGUCUGGAGUCUCGGGAGAUGUGGAAAGGCUUCAUCCUGACGGUGGUGGAGCUCCGUGUCCCGUCCAACCUGACCCUGCUGCCCGGACACCUGUACAUGAUGGCCGAGGCCCUGGCCAAAGAAGAGGCUCGACGUGCGCUCGAUAUGCCCUCGUGCUUCCUGAAAGUGAGCCGGCUGGAGGCUCAGCUGCUCCUGGAGCGCCACCCCGAGUGCGGGAACCUGCUGCUCCGGCCCAGCGGGGACGGCGCGGGCGGAGUGUCCGUCAGCACGCUCCAGACGCUCGACGGGACACCGGUGGUCCGGCACUACAGAGUGAAGCGCAAGGGUCCCAAGUACGUGAUCGACGUGGAGGAGCCGUUCUCCUGCACCUCGCUCAACGCAGUGGUCAACUAUUUCGUGUCGCACUCCAAUAAGAAGUUGAUGCCCUUCCUGCUGGACGAUGACUACGAGAAAGUGAUAGGCUACGUGGAGGCGGAUAAAGAGAAUGGCGAGAGUGUGUGGGUGGCGCCCUCGGCCCCCGGCCCAGGUCCUGCACCCCCCAGGGGUGGUCCUAAGCAGCUGCCUCCGUCGUCCAUCGCACCUGUGUCCAGCCAGGACAAGCUGCCCCCACUACUGAACCAGGAUGAGAACUAUGUGAUCCCCAUUGGAGACGCCCCAGCUGCCAACUACGUGAACGAGGACGUGCCUUCCCCUAGUCAACCAGUUGUCCCGAAGCCCAGGAAGUUGGCCAUGUUUCAGGCAAAGCCUCCAAAGCCACCCAUUGUGCCCAAGUCAGAGCCCCCAAAAGGCCUCAACAGUGGCCUGGCCAGGAAGCUGGCAGUCAGCUCAGCACAGGCUUUCUCCUCCCCGACCACAGGGCUGGCAGACGUGACGGCAGAGCUGAAAGCGAAACUGCAGAGGAGGCGGGCGCUGCAGCAAGCAGCCGAGAGCUCGGGGGACCAGCAGGCCGAUCUCCAAGGGUGGCGCCGCAGUGAGGCAGGUCCUUCCUCCCAGAAUUGAAGAUCGAGUGACCCCAGGACCUGCGUGUUCGGCUUG